UAUGGGCGAUGAUAGCAAAAAUUCUGGUAAUAGUAAUGAUAAAAAUAAAUACAAUGUCAUUAUAAUCGGCGGUGGCAUGGCUGGACUAUCCGCUGCAAACUACCUCAUAAAAAAUGGUCACAAAGACUUCAUCAUUUUAGAAGCUAGAAAACGUAUAGGCGGACGAAUUAUAUCAAUUCCCCUACAAAAUCACAAAGUGGAACUCGGGGCGAAUUGGAUUCAUGGGGUUUUAGGUAAUCCUAUAUACGAAUUGGCCUCGGCAAACGGACUUAUAAAUAUUGUCAAUGUACCGAAACCACAUAAGGUUAUUGCAGCUACUGAAGACGGUAAACAAGUGCCUUUUGGAGUACUACACGAAAUUCACGAAGCUUACGUAUGUUUCCUUAGAAGAUGCGAAGAAUACUUCUUAUGUCAAUAUCUACCACCUCCCGACAUACACAGCGUCGGCGAGCACAUCAACUUAGAGGCUACCAUAUAUUUAGAACGACUACCGACGUCGGAGGAGAAAAGAUUAAGACGAUUGAUAUUUGACUGCCUACUCAAAAGGGAGACUUGUAUAUCUGGCUGCAACACCAUGGACGAUAUAGAUCUAUUAGAAUUAGGCAGCUACACAGAGCUACAAGGAGGCAACAUAAUGAUACCAUCAGGCUAUAGUUCUAUAUUGCAGCCGAUGACUAAAAAUAUACCGGCUGAAAAGAUACUAUCUAAUCAGCCGGUGGCUAAAAUUGUGUGGAGCUACGAGAAUUCACAGUUUGAAGAUUUAGGAGACGAAUCUGAAGAUUCUGAUCAAACUGUCAUAGAGGAUUUAUCUAAAGUAUCUUCCAGUAAACCAGAUCUCAGUGACAACAGAGACUCAGGAGAGAAACCAAAGAAAAGAAGUAAUCAUUUAGUUGAAGUUAUUUGUGAAAAUGGGCAGAGCUAUUUUGCUCAUCAUGUGAUAUGUACAAUACCUUUAGGAGUUUUGAAAGAGAAGGCGGCAGAGUUGUUUCAACCAGCACUGCCACAGUAUAAAAUGGAGUCUAUUGACCGACUUUUGUUUGGUGCGGUAGAUAAAAUUUUCCUAGAAUACGAGAGACCAUUCUUGAAUCCAGAUAUUACAGAAAUUAUGCUGCUCUGGGAGAGUCCAUCGCAACCCGAGGACAUAUCAAAGUCGUGGUUCAAGAAAAUUUACUCAUUUACAAAAGUCACAGAGACUCUGUUAUUGGGCUGGGUGUCAGGUAAAGAAGCAGAAUACAUGGAGUCCUUGUCUAUGGAAGAGGUUGGAAAUGUUUGCACAAAAAUAUUAAGGAAGUUUUUAAAUGAUCCUUUUGUACCUGAACCUAAAACUUGUGUAUGUACAAGCUGGAAAAACCAACCAUAUUCAAGGGGUUCUUACACUGCAAUCGCUGUUGGUGCAAGUCAAGGCGACAUAGAGAGCUUAGCACAACCAAUAUUUAGACAUGUUCAUGAUAAAAAGCCUGUUCUGCUCUUUGCUGGAGAGCAUACGCACAGCAGCUUCUACUCUACAGUACACGGCGCUUUUCUGUCGGGCCAAGCAGCAGCACAGCGGUUGUUAGCACCAGAGGUGGUCACAGAAAACGAAGUCGCAACCACCACAUCUAGUGACCUCCACAAUUGGAUCGAAGGUAUACAGUUGGAGGGAUAACAUAAUGCUUUCAAGUUAUCCAAAUUGUGUACUCACUUCCACUCAAAAUUGAAAUUUAUGUUUUCUAAAAAUAUAUUCCCAUGAUUCCAUAGUAUUUCUAAGACCGCUUCUUUUAAUUGGGAAACUUGUAGAAAAUCAAUAUUUGUAAACUUUUAUUUAUUUACAAAAGGUUACGAAUUCUAUUUUUUACGAAUGAAUUUAAUUCAUAGUGGCAAAUUGCAGUUUAUAAUAAAUUUAUAAAAUAAAAUUAGGAGCAGACAUUGUGAGAUUGAGCCCCCAUUAUUAUGACCUGCACAAAUUUAGCACCCCAUCGAAGGAUUUUUGAAAUCAAAAUGACCUUAAUCGAUAGGUCUACGUUAGG
Aricia agestis (brown argus) is the source of this 2006-nucleotide messenger RNA. Its product is annotated as spermine oxidase. The transcript is spliced from 3 exons. Gene Ontology annotation, molecular function: polyamine oxidase activity. The coding region runs from base 2 to 1645 and encodes 547 amino acids. The record is from RefSeq and is a predicted model, not a curated record. Lineage: Eukaryota; Metazoa; Arthropoda; Insecta; Lepidoptera; Lycaenidae.